This is a messenger RNA of Lycium barbarum (goji berry), 1211 nucleotides long. Its product is annotated as GCN5-related N-acetyltransferase 3, chloroplastic. Bases 40 to 768 code for a protein of 242 amino acids. The record is from RefSeq and is a predicted model, not a curated record. Gene Ontology annotation, molecular function: glucosamine 6-phosphate N-acetyltransferase activity; monosaccharide binding. Gene Ontology annotation, cellular component: endoplasmic reticulum-Golgi intermediate compartment; Golgi apparatus; endoplasmic reticulum. The transcript has 4 exons. Gene Ontology annotation, biological process: UDP-N-acetylglucosamine biosynthetic process. NCBI's taxonomy places the organism in Eukaryota, Viridiplantae, Streptophyta, Magnoliopsida, Solanales, Solanaceae.
GAAAAAGAGGAAGGAAAAAAAAAACCAAAAAAGAAAAACAUGGCAGUUGUGGCCACGGUGCACGGCAGUUAUCUUCCCUCCAAAUUCCGCCACAAAACACUCUCUCAAAUCAAACCAACGCCGCCGCCGCCAAUAUUUAUCUCCACAAACCCUAAAGACAUAAACCCUAAUCACCUUAAAAACCUCUAUUCAUUAUGCAACCAUUCUUCUCACCGUUUUCCAAAACUAAACUCAGAAGGUAGAGUUGAGCCUGUAGAUAUCAACAAGCUCAAAAAAGCGUUACUUCACAGCUACGUCGUCGUUUCGGUGUUUACGCGACCCGAAUUCGCACCGGAUUUGGUUCAGUCUCGGGUCGGGUCGGGUUUAACGGGUAUUGGUGGAGAUUGGAUUGGUAAAGUGGUGCCGGUGACGCCCGGUAAUGGAGAAUUGGUUGGUUUUGGACGUGCUGUUUCUGAUUGUGGAUUGACUGCUGCUAUCUAUGAUGUUAUGGUCAUCCCUUCACUACGAAGAAGAGGCAUUGGCAGGAAGAUAGUUCAAAGGAUACUAAGGAUUCUUGCCAACAGAGACAUAUAUGACAUAGCAGCCCUCUGUUCUGAUCAUGAGAAGCUGUUUUUCAGAGCAUGCGGAUUUGGAGAUGAUGUAUUGGCAUCCACUACAAUGAUGUAUACUAGGUCUGCUUCUACCCACUCAGAGGGUGAGCAAAUGGUAACAUGUGCUGGUAGAAAGCUUUUACUAGUUCCAUCAGUAAGCGGGAACCUUAAAAUAUAAUCUCUAUUUUCACGAUCAAGUAAUGCCAAUAGAGCUGAAAUUUCUUCAUGUAAUUUCCAUGAGACUUCAAUUGCAAUCGUCGCUGGAGUGUUGUAUAUUAGCUUCUUUGGAGAGCUUCCUUGUUCUCCCUCUUUCUGUGUCAUUCUUCGGAUUUUAUCAUUUCAAGUAUCUAAAGAAAUGCAUCAUAAUGGCCGUGAAUGCAAAACGUCAGGGCCAAGACAAAGUUGGACAGAAGAAAGAGUGGAGAAGCUAAAGCUGGAAGGUGAUGGAUACUGCUUGGAUAGGGCUGAAUUAUUUCAAAUCUGUCAUUUUCCAGAUGUUUUCUAUGUGUACAGUAAAAUCUCUAUUCUUAGGUGUAGUAUGGAGUAUUAUUGUAAUUGCAGUACAGGCUUUGAACGAAUAGCUAUUGCACUUUCUUGUGGAUCCUGAAAUCAUUCUUUUUA